CACAGAGGAUAAACAAGUAAGUAACUUCUGGUUGCGCCUUCGUCGGAAAAUGAUAGUGUUCGGCCAUUCUGGUGCCGGAGUUGGUUUCCUCGCCGGCAAACAGGUCUUUCCGGUGAACUACGAGGCUGAAGUUUCCCGUCGUCUUCUUGAAGCGUCACAUUCAAACGAUCUGACAUUGGCUCUUGAAUGUAUCGCCGAUCCGUUCGUAGACGUUAAUUUCGUCGGCGAUGUGUGUUUAAAGGUUCGAAAGGCAGAGGUCGUGACUCAUGACGAGUUGCCGAACGAAGUUAGGAUAAUUUACGAGGAGUUCAAAACCGACGUUACGGCGUUGUUCCUCGCCGCUCAUAAUGGAAAUGUUGCUCUAGUGAGAAAACUACUGAGCACUGGAGCCGAUGUAAACCAUAAACUUUUCAGGGGAUUCCCAACCACGUCAGCUGUGAGGGAGGGACACCUUGAGAUCUUGGAGAUGUUAGUUAAAGCUGGGUCAUCUCAGCAGGCUUGUGAGGAAGCUCUGUUGGAGGCCAGCUGUCAUGGGCAUGCAAGAAUUGUGGAGGUGCUCAUGGGAUCAGACCUGAUUCGACCUCGUAUUGCUAUACAUGCUUUCUUCACUGCAUGCUGCCGGGGAUACGUAAAUGUGGUGGACACUCUCCUUAAGCUUGGAGUGACCGUGGAUGCUACAAAUCGCGUGCUGCUCCAAUCAAGUAAACCUUCUCUGCAUACAAAUGUUGACUGCACAGCACUUGUGGCUGCUAUUGUCAGUAGGCAAGUCUCUGUAGUUCGUCUGUUGCUUGAGGCUGGUGCAAAAACUGAUGGACCAGUGCAACUUGGAGCCUGGUCCUGGGAUGCAGCUUCAGGUGAAGAAUUUCGAGUAGGUGCUGGGUUAGCAGAUCCCUAUGCCAUUACUUGGUGUGCUGUGGAGUAUUUUGAAGCAACUGGCACUAUUUUGCAAAUGCUCCUCCAGCGGCUUGAUUCCUGCACAUCUCACAGUGGAAGAACUCUUCUCCAUCAUGCUAUUCUUUGUGGUAAUGCAGGAGCAGUUUCGGUGCUUUUGAAAUGCGGUGCUUAUGUGGAAUCUCCAGUUAAAACCACCCGGAACAUUGAGUUUCGUCCUAUACACAUGGCAGCCCGACGUGGGUUCUCAAGCGUUCUUAAAUGUUUGAUUGACUUUGGCUGUGAUCUGGAUGCAAGAACGGACACAGGAGAUACAGCUUUAAUGAUCUCUGCAAGAUUCAAGAGUGAAGACUGCCUCAAAGUAUUGACUAGAGCAGGUGCUGAUUUUGGUUUGGUUAAUGUAGCUGGUGAAUCUGCAAUCUCCAUUGCUGCGUCCAAUCGAUGGAAGCUCAGUUUUCAGGGUGCAGUUCUGGAAGUCAUCCAGAGCGGAAAGGUUCCCAAGUCGAGCAACACAUCUGUCUUUUCACCAUUACUGUUUGUGGCUCAAUCCAGGGACCUUUUGUCCCUGAAGGCGCUAGUUGGACGAGGAGAGAUUGAUCUGGAUAGCCAAGAUGACCAAGGUUUCUCUGCUGUAAUGAUCACAGCUGCAGAGGGUCAUGUCGAGGGCUUCAGGUUGCUUGUUUACGCUGGGGCUAAUGUCAAGCUGCAAAACAAGUCUGGGGAGACUGCUGUUACCCUCUGUGUGCUAAAUCCAAAUCGUGAUCGAUUUGAAAAGGUUCUGCUCGACUUUGCUCUUGAACAGGGUAGUAGAAAUGCUGCAGGUUUCUAUGCACUGCAUUGUGCAGCUCGAUGUGGUGACUUGGAUGCAGUUAAGCUGUUGACAACCAGGGGCUACGACAUAAACAUGUCAAAUGGGGAUGGUUAUACCCCACUCAUGCUGGCAGCAAGGGAAGGACAUGGCCGCACAUGUGAAUUCUUGAUCUCCUGUGGAGCACGUUGUGAUAUGAAGAACGCAAUGGGUGAAACUGCACUAUCGCUUGCUAGAAAGAUGCAGAAAAAUGAGGCAGAGCGGGUGAUACUGGAUGAACUUGCUAGGAAGUUGGUCUUAACUGGUGCUCAGGUGAAGAAGCACAUAAAGGGAGGUAAAGGGUCUCCACAUAUGAAAGUUCUUACAAUGGUUGAAGCUGCUGGAAUAUUGCGUUGGGGAAAAUCGAGCAGGCGUAAUGUGGUAUGCCAAGAGGCAGAAGUGGGACCAAGUUUGAGGUUUCAAAAGACGAGGCAAAGGAAAGGGGAUGCUGAGCUUCCUGGAAUCUUUAGGGUGAUCACAGCCAAGAACAAGGAAGUGCACUUUGUGUGUGAGGGUGGUUCUGAGAUGGCAGCGCUUUGGGUGAGGGGGAUAAAGCUUGUGACAAGAGAAGCUAUUUUUCGCUAGUAGAGAUAUUCCUCAGUGAUAAGCACAAGAGUUUAGAUGUAUAGUUAUUAGCUUUACUACUUUCAUUUUGUCAUAUUGUUAGAUGAAUUCUUACUUAUGUAGAGUAUCUCUUAGCAUCUGUAGUACUUCGUCUUGUAGUACUUCGUUUGUAAAUGUCAUUUU
Messenger RNA from Solanum verrucosum, 2485 nucleotides. RefSeq lists its product as uncharacterized. The transcript is spliced from 4 exons. NCBI's taxonomy places the organism in Eukaryota, Viridiplantae, Streptophyta, Magnoliopsida, Solanales, Solanaceae. The record is from RefSeq and is a predicted model, not a curated record. Gene Ontology annotation, molecular function: protein binding. The coding region runs from base 50 to 2323 and encodes 757 amino acids.